ACGCUCUUCCAAAGCUGCUCUGCGAGCGGCGGCCGUGCCCAUGCCGGCGUCGCCAUGGCCGACCCCUCGCUCCGUGCGGCAAGCGUCCCAGCUCCACGCCGUCCUCACCACAUCCGGCAAGAUCGUCCACCCGCCCUCCGCCGGGCACCUCCUCAACUCCCUCACCAACUGCCUCUCGGCGCCGCGCCACCUCGGCUACGCGCUCAGCCUGUUCGACCGAUUGCCGCUGCACUCCACGUUCAUCUUCGACACCGCCCUGCGCGCCUGCCUCCGCGCGUCGGGCGGCGAAGACCAUCCGGUCCUCCUCUUCCGCCGCAUGCGCCGCGGGGGCGUCCGCGUGGACGCCUUCACGUUCCACUUCCUCUUCAGGUGCUGCGCCCGCGCCCGCGCCCGCGCCAGCGCCGGGCUCUGCCGGAUGCUGCACGCCGCGUGCCUCCGGACCAUGCUCCCCUCCGCUGGGACGCUUGUCGCGAACCCUCUCAUCCACAUGUACGCUGCGCUCGGGUUCACGGACGAUGCGCGCCGGGCGUUCGACGAGAUACCUGUCAAGGACGCGGUUGCGUGGACGACGAUGAUCGGUGGGCUGGCCAAGAUGGGGCUACUCGAAGAAGCGCGGAGGCUCCUUGUGCAGGCACCGGAGAGGAACGUGGUCUCGUGGACUAGCUUGAUUGCCGGGUACUCUCGUGCAGGUCGGGCUGCUGAGGCCGUGGAUUGCUUCAACAGCAUGCUUUCAGAUGGUGUCGCCCCAGAUGAGGUUGCGGUGAUUGGUGUGCUCUCAGCAUGUUCGCGACUCAAGGAUUUGGACCUUGGACGUUCGCUGCACUUUCUGAUUGGGGAGAAGAGGAUCAAUAUGAGUGACAAUCUUGUUGUUGCGCUCAUCGACAUGUAUGCCAAGUGUGGUGACAUUGCCUGUGCACAGGGGAUCUUUGACGCAGUGGGAAGAGGCCAAAAGCCCCAGCCAUGGAAUGCUAUCAUUGACGGGUACUGCAAACUUGGCCUUGUUGAUGUUGCUAGGUCUCUGUUUGAUCAAAUGGACACCCCUGAUGUCAUCACAUUCAACUCGAUGAUCACUGGAUACAUCCACAGUGGCCGCCUUAGAGAUGCAUUACUGUUGUUCAUGCAGAUGAGGAGACAUAACCUGCGCGCUGAUAAUUUUACAGUGGUGAGCCUUCUCACUGCUUGUGCAAGCUUAGGUGCACUGCCUCAGGGCAGGGCUUUGCAUGCUUCAAUCGAGCAGAGGCUGGUGGAAGAAGAUGUUUACCUUGUAACUGCACUUGUGGACAUGUAUAUGAAAUGUGGGAGGGUGGAUGAGGCAACCAUUGUGUUCCAGCGGAUGGGUGAAAGAGAUGUUCACACUUGGAGUGCCAUGAUCGCAGGCCUUGCUUUCAAUGGGAUGGGUAAGGUUGCUCUGGAGUAUUUCUGCCAGAUGAAACGCGAUGGUUUUCAGUCCAACUCAGUCACCUACAUUGCUGUUCUUACUGCAUGCAGCCACUCAUGUCUGCUUAAUGAAGGUCGUCUGCAUUUCAACGAAAUGAGAUUGUUGCACAGGAUACACCCUCAGAUUGAGCACUAUGGCUGCAUGGUAGAUCUGCUUGCUCGAAGUGGGCUCUUGGAUGAAGCUAUGGAUCUUGUUCAGACGAUGCCAAUGCAACCAAAUGCUGUCAUAUGGGGCUCCAUCUUGAGUGCUUGCAGAGUCCACAAAAAAAUUGACCUAGCUCGACAUGCUGCAGAGCUUCUUCUGAAGUUAGAGCCUGACGAGGAUGCUGUCUAUGUUCAGCUGUAUAACAUAUACAUAGACUCUAGAAAAUGGGUAGAUGCAUCAAGGAUAAGGAUGUUGAUGGAAGAACGGGGAGUUAAGAAGACGGCAGGUUACAGUUCGAUUACUGUGGCUGGGCAGGUGCACAAGUUUGUUGUUAAUGACCAAUCACAUCCUUGGACAUUUGAGAUCGUCGCAAUGAUGGAGAAAAUUGCACACAGGCUAAAGUCUGUGGGUUAUUCUCCGAUCACGUCAAAGAUAACAGUGGAUGUUGAUGAGGAAGAGAAAGAACAAGCACUUUUAGCACACAGUGAGAAGUUGGCCAUUGCUUUUGGUCUCAUUAGCCUUCCACCCAACUUGCCUAUUCAUAUCAUGAAAAACCUAAGGGUCUGUGAGGACUGCCACUCUGCAAUCAAGUUAAUCUCGAAGCUUUGGAAACGGGAAAUUAUUGUUAGAGACCGGAGUAGGUUCCACCAUUUUCGAGAUGGAACAUGCUCUUGCAAUGAUUUUUGGUGAUUUCCAUUCUGCAAGAUGCUGUUCUUGUUCUAGAGCUCAGAAAGGCAAGAAUACACCAAUGCAUUAGCAUAAGUGCUUCAUGUCACAAUUUGACAUCCAGUUUUGAAUUUAUAAAUGCCUAAGGGAUGCGAAGUCGGCUGUCUCCGCUGAAUGUCAAACGUCAGCUGCCCCAUUGGAACUGUACUCGUCUUCACACGGAACCACACCCCAUUUGUGGCUGGUUCCAGUGGGUUUCUGUAGAAAGAUAGAACGGGAAAACACCACGUACCCAAUGGGGGGGGGUUGACCUUUCAUAUAUAUAGCCAAGAGGCUCUGUGUACAGGGAUACAAUCUCCUAAACUAGGAAGUUUAUCAAUCACCUAUACAAGGCAAUGUACAGCCGGCUAUACAUAUAUAUCUAACACCUGCCCGCAGUCGCAACGGGAGAGU
Messenger RNA from Panicum hallii, 2701 nucleotides. Its product is annotated as pentatricopeptide repeat-containing protein At4g21065-like. Gene Ontology annotation, biological process: RNA modification. Lineage: Eukaryota; Viridiplantae; Streptophyta; Magnoliopsida; Poales; Poaceae. Gene Ontology annotation, molecular function: protein binding; RNA binding; zinc ion binding. The record is from RefSeq and is a predicted model, not a curated record. The coding region runs from base 41 to 2272 and encodes 743 amino acids. The transcript has 2 exons.